Messenger RNA from Homalodisca vitripennis (glassy-winged sharpshooter), 375 nucleotides. RefSeq names its product spectrin beta chain-like. Gene Ontology annotation, molecular function: actin filament binding. NCBI's taxonomy places the organism in Eukaryota, Metazoa, Arthropoda, Insecta, Hemiptera, Cicadellidae. Gene Ontology annotation, cellular component: plasma membrane; cell projection; cell junction. The record is from RefSeq and is a predicted model, not a curated record. Gene Ontology annotation, biological process: actin cytoskeleton organization.
AUGGUUAAGCAAAUGGUUCCUGUGAAGAAAACUAUUCAAACUAAAGUAAACCUAACCAAAAGAAAGUCAGCUGAAGAUGAUAAUCAGAAUGUUGAAAAGAGACAGAAGAAAAUAAACAACACAUACACCCAUCUUCUAGAACUAGCUGAGCAAAGACAUGCUCUGCUUGAAGAUUCCAUCAGGCUGUUUGGAUUUUACCGUGAAUGUGAUGAUUUUGAAAAGUGGAUCAAAGACAAGGAGAAAAUGCUGCGAACAGAAGAUAGAGCAGAUAGUGUUGAAACAGCAGCAAAGAGAAAAUAUGAGAGCCAAGCAAACAGCAAGGUGCGGUACCACUGUGUUCUGCACCCUCCAACAGACCUGAUAGCUUCAGCAUAA